Molecule: messenger RNA, 1471 nt
Organism: Oryza brachyantha (malo sina)
Lineage: Eukaryota; Viridiplantae; Streptophyta; Magnoliopsida; Poales; Poaceae
Product: aspartic proteinase nepenthesin-1-like
Exons: 1
Coding region: 70-1413 (447 amino acids)
Biological process (GO): proteolysis
Cellular component (GO): extracellular region
Molecular function (GO): aspartic-type endopeptidase activity
Source: RefSeq, a predicted model, not a curated record
CCCGUUCAAGGUAGGGGGAGUAGGGUAGUAGCAUUGCUGCUGUGAUACGCUCUGUGCUGCUGCUUCGAAAUGGCAGGCAUGGCGGCGGCGUUCUUGCUCGUCUUGCUGCUGCCAACAGUGGUGGUUCUUUCCAUGGAUGCCGCGGCGGCGCAUUCCGGUGGCGGAUUCGGAUUCGAGGCGACGCUUACCCACGUCGACGCGCGCGGGGGGUACACGAAGGCGGAGCUGCUGUCCCGGGCCGUUGCGCGGAGCAGAGCCCGCGUGACGGCGCUGCAGUCGCUGGCGGCGGCGAAGGCGGCGGACGCGAUCACCGCGGCGCGCAUCCUGCUGCGGUUCAGCGAGGGGGAGUACCUGAUGGACGUGGGCAUUGGCACGCCGCCGCGGUACUUCACGGCCAUGGUCGACACCGGCAGCGACCUCAUCUGGACGCAGUGCGCGCCGUGCCUGCUCUGCGUGGAGCAGCCGACGCCCUACUUCGAGCCGGCGAAGUCGCCGUCGUACGUGACGCUGGCGUGCUCCUCCCCGAUGUGCCAGGCGCUCUACUCCCCGAUGUGCUUCCAGAACGUGUGCGUCUACCAGGCCUUCUACGGCGACAGCGCGUCCACCGCCGGCGUCCUCGCGAACGAGAAGUUCACGUUCGGCACCAACACGACGCGGGUCACCGUGCCGAGGGUCACGUUCGGCUGCGGGAACAUGAACGCCGGCACGCUCUUCAACAGCUCCGGCAUGGUCGGCUUUGGCCGGGGACCGCUGUCGCUGGUGAGCCAGCUCGGCUCGCACAGGUUCUCCUACUGCCUCACCUCCUUCAUGUCGCCGGCGACGAGCCGGCUCUACUUCGGCGCGUAUGCCACGCUCAACAGCACCAACACGAGCAGCAGCGGACCGGUGCAGUCCACGCCGUUCAUCGUCAACCCGGCGCUGCCGACCAUGUACUUCCUGAACAUGACGGGCAUCAGCGUCGCCGACGAGCUGCUGCCCAUCGACCCGUCGGUGUUCGCCAUCAACGACACCGACGGCACGGGCGGGGUCGCCAUCGACUCAGGCACGAGCUUCACGUUCCUGGCGCAGCCGGCGUACGCGAUGCUGCAGGAGGCGUUCGUGGCGUGGGUCGGGCUGCCCAGGGCGAACGCCACGGCGACGGACACCUUCGACACUUGCUUCAAGUGGCCGCCGCCGCCGCGCCGGAUGGUGACGCUGCCGGAGCUGGUGCUCCACUUCGACGGGGCAGACAUGAAGCUGCCGCUGGAGAACUACAUGGCGAUCGACGGCGGCACGGGGAACCUGUGCCUGGCGAUGCUGCCGUCGAACGACGGCUCCCUCAUCGGCAGCUUCCAGCAGCAGAACUUCCGCGUGCUCUACGACCUCGAGAACAGCCUCCUGUCAUUCGUCCCCGCGCCUUGCAGCCUCAUCUAGUCUUAAGCUCUUCUCCCUUACGUCGAUUUGCUUCAAGAUCUCGUAUCAGGGAGGGUUA